This is a messenger RNA of Aspergillus glaucus CBS 516.65, 822 nucleotides long. RefSeq names its product major allergen Asp F2 (gene aspf2). The record is from RefSeq and is a predicted model, not a curated record. Gene Ontology annotation, molecular function: integrin binding; zinc ion binding; metallopeptidase activity. The transcript has 3 exons. Gene Ontology annotation, cellular component: cell surface; fungal-type cell wall; extracellular region. NCBI's taxonomy places the organism in Eukaryota, Fungi, Ascomycota, Eurotiomycetes, Eurotiales, Aspergillaceae. The coding region runs from base 1 to 822 and encodes 273 amino acids.
AUGGCAUCCCUCUUCCCCUUCCUCCUCCUCUCCGCCGUCUCAGCAAUUUCCACUCCCGUGCAGAAUCAAACCACCUCAUCCCCAUCCCCCUGGGACGCAGGCGCGAUAACCCAAUACCCAAUCCACUCAAGCUGCAAUGCCACUCAGCGCCUGCAAAUUGAAACCGGUCUCAACGAUUCCAUUGCCCUAGCCGCGCACGCAAAAGAGCAUAUUCUCCGCUGGGGAAAUGAAAGCUCAAUUUACCAGCAGUACUUCGGAAACAGACCUUCGUUUGAACCGAUUGGUAUUUAUGAACUCUUGAACAGCGCAGAUAAGGGCCAUGUGCUUUUCCGGUGCGAUAAUCCGGAUGGGAAGUGUGAUAAUGAAGGCUGGGCGGGCCACUGGCGCGACACAACCGCCCCCAACGAAACCGUCAUCUGCGAUCUAAGCUACUCAACCCGACGGUCUCUAGCUACUAUGUGUUCUCUCGGCUACACAGUCUCCAACUCCGAGACAAACACCUUCUGGGCCGCAGACCUUCUGCACCGGCUGUUCCAUAUGCCUCCGAUUGGCCAGAACUGGGUUGACCAUUUCGCGGAGGGGUAUGAUGAGGUUAUUGAACUGGCCGCUGGUAAUAAGAGCGUUUCGACGAGAGAUUCGGAGACUUUGCAGUACUUUGCGCUGGAGGCUUAUGCUUUUGAUCUUGUAAUUCCGGGUGUUGGGUGUCCUGAAGAGCAACAUGAGCAUGAGCAUGAACACGAUGAUGCUGAGGAUAAGGCCGAUGGUGGUGAUUUGCCUGAGAACUGUCACACUCAUGAGGGAGGGGAGGUGCAUUGCACUUAG